AUGACAGACUCUAUCGAGCAGAGCGAGAUAGUGGAGGAGGACACAGGGGGUCAGCACCAGCACCACGACACUAGUGGCCACCAGCACCACGACACUAGCGGCCACCACGAUACUAGUGGCCACCAGCACCACGACACUAGCGGCCACCACGAUACUAGUGGCCACCAGCACCACGACACUAGCGGCCACCACGAUACUAGUGGCCACCAGCACCACGACACUAGCGGCCACCACGAUACUAGUGGCCACCACCACCACGACACUAGUGGCCACCACAGACACUAUGAUGAUAAAAAUGUCAUUAAUGUAGAUAGCGAUAUCGACGAUUUAAUUGAUAAGGAGGAAAUAACUAGCAAGCCCCCUGACAAAGAAUCGACGGUAGCUAAUUCGGAAAACGGGUUUGAUCGUAUUUCAAGUCCUGAGGUGAUAGACAUGACUGAAGAUGCUGAGUAUGGCGCGCAAGAAGAAUUCAACCAAAAUGAGUUGGAAUUGAUAGAGGCAAACGAUGCACAGUAUUACAAUAUCGAAGAAGAAGAAGAGGAAGAGGAUGAUGAUGAAGAAGAUGAUGAUGAUGAAGAUGAUGAGGUGGAUGAGGCGGAUGAUGACGAAGACGACAACAACAACCGGCAGCACUUGCAAGCGCAAACACAAUCACAAUCACAAUCACAAUCGAACCAUACGCCCCGUCUGCAACUGUCGCUGCAAUCAGGAUACCCACGAGCAGAUGAAUAUGAUGCAUUGGCCACGAAAUUAAUGAAACCAGUUCCCGAUUAUCCAGUAAAAGAUGAAACUCACUUUGUAUGGGAAAUAAAGGACUGGACACAACUCACAAAAGAAGAAAAAGCAAGGUCUCCUAGAGUCAAGUGUGGAGGUUUCGAGUGGAAUAUUUUGCUUUUUCCAAAGGGGAACAAUACAAAUACUAGCAUUUCAGCAUACAUGGAGCCACAUCCUCCAAUAGACGAAACUACUGGCAAGCCCAAAAAUGAAAACUGGUAUGUUUGUGCACAAUUUGCUAUUGAUAUUUGGAAUCCACAGCAUCCUGAAGCGCAUUUACCAAAUCAAAGCUCACAUAGAUUCAGUAAAACUGAUACUGAUUGGGGAUUCAGCUCAAUGAUAGAUAAAAGGACAUUAGCAUCCAAGCGAAACUUUAAAAACCACUCUGCACAAGUUGCUAUUUUGGAAAACAAUCAAUUGAACAUCACGGGGUAUGUGAGAGUGAUUGAUGAUUCUUCAACUGGAGUUUUAUGGCACUCGUUUAACAACUACGAUUCAAAGUUGAAUUCUGGGUAUGUUGGAUUGAACAAUCAAGGUGCAACAUGCUACUUAAACUCGCUAUUGCAGAGCUAUUUUACAACAAAGCUUUUCAGAAAAUUGGUUUAUGAAAUUCCCACAAUACUGGGUAAAAACGCAGGUGUAGCUUUGGCUUUGCAGCGAACUUUCUACCUAUUGUCAAAUUCUAAAGACCCAGUAGGUACAAUGGAAUUGACCAAGUCUUUUGGUUGGGAUUCAUCCGAUGCAUUCACUCAACACGACGUUCAAGAAUUGAACCGUAUUUUGAUGGAUAAGUUGGAAACUGCAAUGAAGGGAAGCGCUAUUGAAAAGGGGCUUAAUGAUAUUUUCGUGGGAAAGAUGAAGUCAUACAUCAAGUGCGUAAAUGUUCCUUAUGAAUCAUCAAGAGUAGAAGAUUUUUGGGAUAUCCAAUUGAACGUGAAAGGUUUCAAAAAUCUUGAAGAGUCAUUUAAAAACUAUAUUGAGAUUGAAAUGCUCGACGGAGAGAACAAAUAUCAAGCAGGGGAGGAGUUUGGUUAUCAAGACGCCAAGAAGGGUGUUGUCUUUGAAUCUUUUCCACCAGUUUUGCACUUGCAAUUGAAAAGGUUUGAGUAUGAUUUCAUGGUUGAUGACUUGGUAAAGAUUGACGAUUUUUACGAGUUUCCAGACAAGAUUGAUUUAAAGCCAUUUUUGGAUGAGGAUUUACCUGAGGACGUGAAGAAUCAAAACUGGAAUUAUAAGCUACAUGGUGUCUUGGUGCAUCAAGGUACCAUUUCUAAUGGCCACUACUAUGCCAUGAUUAAACCAAACGCCUCAGACGAAACAUGGUUGAGGUUUGAUGACGAUAAGGUGUGGAAAGUUACUCCACUGCAAGUAUUUCAAGAGAAUUUUGGUGCGGCCGAUUUGACAAAGGAAGAGUUGGCUGGUAUGACGAGGCUGGAACAGCAAGAACAUUUGAUUAGGAGAGUUACUUCGGCAUAUAUGUUGGUUUACUAUCGUGAAACAGAGUUGGAAAAGAUUUUGCCUGCUGAUGAGUCGGCAAUAGAAGCAGCUAUUCCAGACCACAUUUCUAAUCAAAUAAAAUAUGAAACAGAAGAAAAGGAGAGGCUAGAAAAGGAAAGACAGGAGGCAUUAUAUUAUACAAACAUUAAACUAAUCACCACUCACACAAUGAAUAGUCACAUAGGAUUCGAUCUUGCUUUGGAUCCAACGGUUGAGAAAUAUUACGAAUCUGCAUUAGCCGGAAGCGAUUGUGAUCCAAAGGUUCUUAAAGUUAGGAAGGACAGCAUGUACACCGAAUUAACAGACAAAGUAGCCGAGUUGUUGGGCUACGAAAAUAGCAACUUGUUUAGACUUGUUGUCACCAGCCACAGGAACAAUCAUACAAAUAGAUUGGAUGUUCCCGUUGAAGACAAAAUGAAGGGAACAACCGUUGGCAAUGUAAAUUCAAAAAACUUUAAUAAAAAAUACGACGAGCCAGUGUUUUACGUAGAAGAACUCAACAAAGAUAUAAAAAACAUUAACAAGUUGGUGCAAUCGAAAGAAAGCGUGGAUCCUGCACAUUUCAGCUUUGACCAAGUUUUUUAUAAGAUCAACUCGGUUGGAACAAAUGUGACGGAGGAUAUGGAGUUCAAAAGCAUUUUGCCUUAUUCAGGAUAUAUCACAGUAAUAGUGAAAUACUUUGAUCCCGUGUCUCAGGAAGUAAGAGGAUUGUCUCAUAUUACAGUUGGCAAAAACGAUACCGUUGAGAGUAUUAUUGACCCUGUGAAGGAGUUGUUGGGAUUCUCAAAGGACGUUAAACUUGAGCUUUUCGAAGAGUUGUCACCAACGAGACUUGAAGCGCUCAAUCCGGAGUUUACAUUCGAUAAGCAGGAGUUGAACAUUGGAGACAUUAUAACAGUACAGGUUUCGAAUGCCGCUGAUUUAGCAGGAGAUGAUAAAAAAUUUAAAACAGUAAAGGAUUAUUACAAAUUCUUAGCCACUCGAACACACAUUAGAGUCAAGCCCUAUAAUGCAAAUAUUGAAGAUGAAGACUCGGAUUACGUGGAGAAUGAUAAGGAUGAUGAUGAUGCUAAUAGUAAAAAAGUAAAUGGAAUCGAAACCAUUAAUGGCGAGGAAAAUGAUGAAACUACAAUAAGGGAAAUUGAGCAAGCCAAAAAAUUGAGUAAAAGUUUUGAUUUAUGGAUCUCCAUUACCGACACGUAUUUCGAAUUGGCUGAAGCCAUUGCAAAUGUUGUGAAAUGCGAUCCCGAAUACUUGAAGAUUUUCCUUAUUGGUAAUCAAGGUCACCGUUAUACCUUGAAAACAACCUAUGUUUUGUCCCAGAUCUUCCCCAAAACAAUAUGUGUGGACACAAUAACCGAUUUUGAAUAUGAGAUUUUGAACUUGAAGUUGAAAGAGUAUGAAAAUUUGAAAUCAUUUAAAGUUUACUGGCUUAAUAAUUUAUUACAGUAUCAAAUGUUUGAAUUAUUAGUGCCCAAAAAGGGAGAUGUACGUGAUCUUUUGAACAAGUUGUUGCACAAGGUUAAUGUUCCUAAGAAAUUUUUGAAAUUCAUAUUGUGUUGGUCUGGAAGCAACCACACGUUCCGCGAGAUUCUUAAAUUUGAUUUACCUGUUAGUCAACUUGCAGAGAAUCUCGAUAUAUACUGUGGUAUUUUCCCAGCCGAAGUUGAAGUGCUUUGCGAACACGAUAUUAUAAAAAGAUUUAGUGGUGAUGAUGGGGAACCUGUUAAGGAAGAAGAAAUCGAAGACUCAGCUGCAAGGGAGGAAUUCAUUUUAGCAAAACAAGCAUCUAAGAACUUGAACCUCAUUAUUUCAUUCCACUUUCACAAAAAUAGUAGCAACCACCAUGGAAUUCCAUUUAUUUUCAUAGUUUUCCCUAAAGAACCUUUUGAACAGACAAAGGAGAGGUUAAGGUUGAAACUAGGUUUGGGAAAACAAGCUUUUGAUAAAAUUCGGCUUGCGUUGGCGGAUUCGAGCGACAAGGGAAUGUAUCUCGAUGAUGAAGAUAAGAGUCUCGUUUUGUUCGAUAAGCUUGAUAACAAGCGUACAAUUUUGGCCCUUGACCAUCCUGAUAGAGAUCCAAAGCGUCAAAAUCCUUUCGAUAAAGGUAUUUCUAUUAAGUAA
This is a messenger RNA of Lodderomyces oxycetoniae, 4395 nucleotides long. Its product is annotated as ubiquitin-specific protease. The record is from RefSeq and is a predicted model, not a curated record. Lineage: Eukaryota; Fungi; Ascomycota; Pichiomycetes; Serinales; Debaryomycetaceae. Gene Ontology annotation, molecular function: protein binding; cysteine-type deubiquitinase activity. The coding region runs from base 1 to 4395 and encodes 1464 amino acids. The transcript has a single exon. Gene Ontology annotation, cellular component: nucleus; cytosol. Gene Ontology annotation, biological process: regulation of protein stability; protein deubiquitination.